Molecule: messenger RNA, 1146 nt
Organism: Nicotiana tabacum (common tobacco)
Lineage: Eukaryota; Viridiplantae; Streptophyta; Magnoliopsida; Solanales; Solanaceae
Source: RefSeq, a predicted model, not a curated record
AUGGCUGCGUUGAACUCUCCCCAGUCCUUGGUUGUGGGAGAGCAAGCACCUGGGAUCAACAUUCAUCCAAAAAUGAAUUAUGCAGCAACUGUGACUAAAGAAAAUGUGCGACAAAUCCAACAUAUAGUGCUAUGUCCAGUUAGAUUCGAACGUGGAGAACCAAUCGUUGAAUUUACCACAGAUGAUGUGAAAGAGUUUGUCAUAGAGGAAGGUUUACACCAAGCAGUUGUCAUCAAAUUCUCUUAUGGAAAACCAGAACUUCACAACUUCAGAAAACUUUUUCCAAAACAGUUCGAUGUGAAGGGAUCGUGCAACAUCGGGCAGUUGGAGUUUAGACAUUUACUGGUACGAUUCGAGCUUUAUGAAGACUAUGUAAACUUUGUGUCUAGAUCUACUAGGCACAUUAACUCAAAUGGAGAGGAGUUCUUCUUCAGAACUUUUCCUUGGACGAUUGGAUUCGAUCCACGAAUUGAGACAUCGAAGGCUGUGGUGUGGAUCUCAUUCCCAGAUCUUCCACCAAAUUAUUUUGCUAAGAAAUCUUUGAUGUCAAUUGCAUCUGCAGUUGGAAAACCUCUUGCUAUUGAUAAGGCGACGAAAGAUCGAACAAGGCCAAGCGCUGUGAGGGUUAAAGUGUUGCUGGAUCUGCUGGAUAAGCAUCCCAAAAAAGUAAAGAUUUCAGUCGUCAACAAAAUUUCUGAAAAAUCUAAUGAUUUCAGUCAAAAGGUUAUAUAUGAUUACCUUCCAAUGUACUGUACAUGUCGUAAGCACCAAGGGCAUGAUGAAAUUUCAUGUCGCGCGAUGAAAGGAAGAAAUAAAAAUGCAAAGGAAAAUACAGAGCAAAUUAGUCGAACUGAUCUGGAUGAGAAUUGCAUUGAACAGCUUCAGGGGGACGCAAGGCAAUUAUUGAAUGCAAUAAGAGAUGCCAAUCAGCUGGAAGAUAAUGACAAUGUGACUAAAAUGCAGGGAGUGGUCGAUGACACUUCACAUACUCAGAAUAAGUCUAAAGGUAAGGCUACUGCUACAGGAACUUUGGCGAUCUUCACAGGUCAAAAGCCUACUGGACAUGUAGGAGGACAAUGGAAAGAGGUGAAUGAUAAGCGUGUGAAGCCUGUCAAUAAUGAGAAUUGUGUUCAAACAAAAACAUGA